Molecule: messenger RNA, 2387 nt
Organism: Labrus bergylta (ballan wrasse)
Lineage: Eukaryota; Metazoa; Chordata; Actinopteri; Labriformes; Labridae
Gene: jazf1b
Product: JAZF zinc finger 1b
Cellular component (GO): nucleus
Source: RefSeq, a predicted model, not a curated record
CUCACCGCACCGCCCUGCCGCUCCAGCUGUUCCCACCGCUGUUCGCCUGCUGCUACCCCGCUGCUCGCUGCUGCUGCCAGCCCCCAUUUCCAAUGCAGCAGCGACCAUGACAGGCAUCGCCGCUGCGUCUUUCUUCUCCAACGCUUGUAGAUUCGGGGGCUGUGGACUCCACUUCGACUCUCUGGCCGAGCUCAUCGUGCACAUCGAGGAUAACCACAUCGACACAGACCCCCGUCUUCUGGAGAAGCAGGAGCUGCAGCAGCCGACAUAUGUUGCCCUUAGCUACAUCAACAGGUUCAUGACAGAGGCAGCGCGGCGAGAGCACGACACCCUGAAGAAGAAGGUGCAGCCUAAGUUGUCUCUGUCUUUGGCAGGCAGUCUGUCCCGCACCAGUGUGUCCACUCCACCUCGCCACACCAGUGGAAACCUCACCCCUCCAGUCACCCCACCCAUCACCCCUUCCUCUUCUUUCCGCAGUAACACUCCCACAGGUAGCGAGUGUGAUGAGGAGGAGGUAGACUUUGAGGAGUCUGACAGCGAUGAGUCGUGGACCACAGAGAGCGCCAUCAGCUCCGAGUCUAUCCUCAGCUCCAUGUGCAUGAACGGAGGAGACGAGAAGCCUUUCGCCUGCCCCGUACCAGGCUGUAAAAAGAGAUACAAGAAUGUGAACGGGAUCAAGUAUCACGCCAAAAACGGCCAUCGAACCCAGAUAAGGGUGCGCAAACCCUUCAAGUGCCGGUGUGGGAAGAGCUACAAAACGUCUCAGGGUCUCCGCCACCACACCAUCAACUUUCACCCACCCAUCUCUACCGACAUGAUCCGUAAGAUGCAGCAGUAGAGACGGAGUGAGCGACCAGCAUUCUCCUUCAGGAAACUUCCCCAACAUCUGAAAGCCACUAUCACCAGCAAUGGCUAUUUCUCAUUCCUCUUAUCCUGAAACCCUUUCUCUCUUCUUUGUCCCACUUUGUUAUGACACUAUUUUUGAUUGCAUGGUAUAGAUGUGAUAUUAUUCGUUCUUGUUUUUUAAUUCAGAAUGUUGAAUCUUUAUGUAGUUCACAGUUUUGUAUUUUGCACAUUUAAGCUUUGAUUGAUCUAUAUGACACCAUUGUUCUUUUGGAAAAAGGGAGAGCAUCAUUAGAUUGCCUCUGGUUAUCAAAAUAUUUGUUAGGAGCAAAUGACAAAAAUUACAAUGUGUGUGGUAUAGCAAGAGAAAUCCAAGCUGAAAAAAAAAUCUAAAUGUUUCAUUACCUGUUAGAUUGAAUGUUAUAGUAUUAAUUUGUUGGACUUUUUUUUUCAUAUCACAAGUAUUCCAAACCUCUUUAAGUCAUCUGUUUUACUGCCUUCAUCUGUGUGUGAGCACCAAAGGAUGAUCUCAGGUGACGUUUUUCAAGCAUUUCAGCCCCACUGUCCUGCCCAAGUGUUCUGAUCAUGUUUUAGUGGGAUAGUGGGAACUCUGUGCGUCAUUGUUUCUUAUGUUCCUGGUCACUUUUCUGAUGACUUGCGCAGUUUCCCUCUCUAUUUUGAGGGGUGAAGGAUUGAUGCACUUUUUGUAACAAGUUGCCAACAAAUAAGCAUUUUUUUUUGCCAAUAUCUCAUUUUAGUUGUUUGUACAGUAACAACCAAAAUGAGUCAAAAGGCCUUCAGAGCAGACGUUUCAAAUGCUCCCAGGGCAGAUGUGCACCAAAUCUAUAGUGUUUCCAGUAUUGGGAGAUUUUUGUCUGUACAACCGUUGCCUUCAUUUGUAAACCAUUCCAUUCAGUGCAGCUUCAUUUUGAAUGCCACACAAAUUCAAUUGUAAGCAAACAUUACACAGACAUCACAGUCUAAUUUUCUUGUUAUUCAUCAUUCCACAGUCCUAUAAAACAUGUCAAAGUCAUGGUUAUGAAUAUAAUUACAGCAGAUCAUUUAGCACAUUUUCACUCUUGCAGUCCUGAUGAUGGUCUUUGAGGAAACCCUCCCAGUUCUGACUUUGUGCCAUAAAAUGUAAUGUCAGUUGAGGGUACUGAAAUCAAUAAAUCCCAAUGAAGACCAUACAGAUGAUAAUACCACAGGACAAGGGAUUUAUCAAAAACUAGCCAUUUUCUAACAUCCUCACAGCAUGAUGUUUGUGUAAAGGAACUAAGGUCCAAUUGAGAUUGUGACAGUAUUAUACUGCCAGUGUGGAGGAAAGUGUUUGAUAUAGUGUACAGUGAAUGUAUUAUGUGUUAAGUGCAUUAAAUUAUAUUUUCAUAUGUCUCUGAAGAAAAAAAAAAUCAAAAGUAUCAAGUGUAUGAACAGGCAAACUCAGAGGUUGUUUGGAAAACGUCUUGUUGAUGUACUGUAUUUCUUUAAAAAGCUGCUUCAUGUCAACUUUUGUUACAUCUAGAAUAAAAAAAUCCUCUGAUUUA